Molecule: messenger RNA, 1430 nt
Organism: Erigeron canadensis
Lineage: Eukaryota; Viridiplantae; Streptophyta; Magnoliopsida; Asterales; Asteraceae
Product: pectin acetylesterase 8-like
Exons: 12
Coding region: 66-1235 (389 amino acids)
Biological process (GO): cell wall organization
Cellular component (GO): plant-type cell wall
Molecular function (GO): pectin acetylesterase activity
Source: RefSeq, a predicted model, not a curated record
UGAGCUUUUAGAAACAAUCCUAUAUUUCACACACAUUGUAUAGAAACAUACCAAAUAAGUGAAAAAUGGUUAAAGUGCAAUCAAAAGAGUGUCUUGUUAAAUGCAUAGUCAUAGCAUUUGUAAUAUUCUUUUUCAAUGUAGAAAGUUUGGAGGGAGUUGAUAUUACAACUAUAGAGAGUGCUGUCGACAAAGGAGCAGUUUGUUUGGAUGGAAGCCCGCCGGCAUAUCAACUCGAUAGAGGAUUUGGAGACGGCGUAAACAAUUGGUUGGUUCAUAUACAGGGAGGAGGAUGGUGCGAUUCUGUAGAAGAUUGUGUUAAGAGAAAAACCACUAGCGACGGACUAGGAUCAUCCAAGUUGAUGCCAGUGUUGGGCUUCUAUGGGAUUUUGAGCAAUAAAUACGAAGUGAAUCCAUAUUUCUACAAUUGGAAUAGGGUCUUCAUGAGAUAUUGUGAUGGGGCUUCAUUUACUGGCGAUGUGGAAGAAGUCGAUUUAGAUAAUAACCUUUACUUUAGAGGUGCAAGGAUCUUCAAAGUCAUUGUUGAGGAGCUCAUGAGCAAAGGAAUGAACAAUGCACAAAAUGCAAUCUUGUCUGGUUGUUCAGCUGGUGGUUUGGCAUCAAUAUUGAAUUGUGACAAGUUUCGGGGAUAUUUCCCUGGAAGUACUCGAGUCAAAUGUGUUGCUGACGGCGGUUAUUUCGCUCACGCGAAAGACGUCUCAGGAGGAUACCAUUUUGAAGAAACCUACGAUAAAGUCGUAACACUACAUGGUUCGGCAAACGCUUUACCUUCGGGAUGUACUUCACAAAUGAAAGCUUCGUUAUGUUUCUACCCUCAAUUCGCUAUGCCUUAUAUUAAUGCGCCUAUCUUCUUACUGAACUCGGCCUAUGAUACAUGGCAGGUACGCUACAUCUUUGCAACAUAUCAAGCCGAUCCAAAUGGCGAGUACACCAAGUGUACGACUAGUUUGGAUCAAUGCUCAUCAACCCAACUCCAAAGACUCGAAGAUUUCCGGUCAGAUUUUCUAGGAGCGAUUUCAGCCGGUGGCAAAAGUUCAUCCAAAGGGAUGUUCAUCAAUACUUGCUACACUCAUUGCCAAGCUGAAACUGAAUCGGCAUGGUUUGGAUCUACAAAAUUAGAGGAUAAGACGAUCGCGGACGGAGUUGCAGAUUGGUUUUAUGACAAAUACCUGUUCCAAGAGAUUGAUACCGAGAAUGUGUUGCCACACUAUUGCUAGCAUUCACUUCGAUCGAUCGCCACAAAAUACAGAAUACGAAAGAUAUUGAAAAAAAUAUGACAAAAAAUUGUUGAAUAUUAUGGUUUACGUGCAUUAUUUCUUUUAUUUUUAGUGAACUCUUCUAAAGGAAGACAUGUAUCAUGUAUAUAUGUUAUACGACAAAAUAGUCGUGUAACAAAUGAAUAAGUUAUCCCU